Ruditapes philippinarum (Manila clam) is the source of this 2360-nucleotide messenger RNA. RefSeq names its product heat shock 70 kDa protein 12B-like. Lineage: Eukaryota; Metazoa; Mollusca; Bivalvia; Venerida; Veneridae. The coding region runs from base 157 to 1962 and encodes 601 amino acids. Gene Ontology annotation, molecular function: ATP-dependent protein folding chaperone; ATP binding. The transcript is spliced from 5 exons. The record is from RefSeq and is a predicted model, not a curated record.
CCUUAAAAGCAAGGGAAGAUAAAAAGUCGUACAUGCGGACAUUUUCGGAUAAAUGUAAAAGUAUUCCGAGUAUUAGGGACGAUUUGUACUUCCGUGUCCAGGAAUUGGGAGUAUUUCAAUUGAUUUUGCUAUAAUGUGAUAAAUCGACUUAAAAAGAUGAGCCAGUAUCAGUAUCAAGUUUCCGGUGCAACCGGUGGCGGGGGAUCGUCGUCAGCCGGAACGGUUCUUGGCAGUGAUAAAAAAGACAAGUUAUUGGUGGCUGCCAUAGAUUUUGGAACUACUUUUAGUGGCUAUGCGUUUUCAUUUAAACAUGACUAUCAAGCAGACCCGUCAAAGGUGUCGACCAAUCAAAACUGGGUUGCAGGAUCUAUGGCCCUUGUGUCAUUGAAAGCUCCGACUGUUGUUUUAUUUGACGAGAAUAAAAAAUUCCACAGCUUUGGUUACGAGGCAGAGAAUACAUAUUCAGAAUUAGCUUUAGAUGGUGAACAUCACAAAUGGUAUUUCUUCAAACGCUUCAAAAUGAGACUUCAUGAGAAGAAAAUAACACGGGGCAUAGAGAUUGAUGAUGACAAAGGUAGGAAGAUGAAAGCUAUUGAUGUGUUUGGUGCUGUCAUUAGAUAUCUGAAAGAUCAUUUGCUUGACCUGUUGAAAACAAGAGGAACGGAGGUACAGAACAAAGACAUACACUGGGUUUUGACCGUACCGGCUAUAUGGACAGACUCCGCCAAACAAUUUAUGAGGGAAGCCGCAUAUAAGGCGGAUAUAGAUGGCUCUCAACUAUCAAUAGCUUUAGAACCAGAAGCAGCUAGUUUAUAUUGCCAAAUGAUUCCUACGGACAAGAUACAUGGGUCAGAGGGCGCUAAAUUCGCUGUAGCUAGUCCAGGAACAAAGUACAUGGUUAUUGAUUUAGGAGGCGGUACGGCAGACAUUACAGUACACGAGCGGCAAGCAGAUGGUGGUCUUAAAGAAUUACACAAAGCAAGUGGUGGUGCGUGGGGCGGAACUAAAGUUGACGAGGAGUUCUAUGGCACCCUUCUGAGAAUUAUCGGAGGUCCUGUCUUUCAAAAAUUCAAAGACGACUGUAAAGCUGAUUAUUUAGAUUUGCAACGUGAACUUGAAACGAAAAAACGGACAAUUAAGCCUGACUCGAGUGGUAAAAUAACAAUUAAAGUGCCAGUUGCUAUUUCGACCACUUACAGUGAAGAGAUGGCCGAAAAUGUUACAGAAGCUAUAGAAGGGUCACCUUAUAGAGGUAAAAUAACAUGGCUUUCAGAUAAAAUGAGAAUAGAUGCACAAAUAUUUCAAAAUCUGUUUAAACCGUGUACAGAUAAGAUAGUGGCUCACAUUAAAGAUUUACUGAAAGAACCUGAUGUUCAAGGUACAAACAUAUUUCUGAUGGUUGGUGGAUUUUCAGAAUCAGUAAUGCUUCAGGAUGCAAUCACGAAAGCUCUCCCGAAAAGCAAGGUGAUCAUUCCAGCUGAAGCCGGACUUACAGUUCUAAAAGGCGCUGUUAUAUUUGGCCAUCGACCCGUGGCAAUCACCUCCCGCGUGUCUAAAUACACAUAUGGGAUCAAUAUAUCACCACCAUUUGACCCAUCCAUCCACCCAGAAGAUCACAGGGUGUCUGUGGGCGGUAUAGAUCGUUGUCGGGAUGUCUUCAAGAAGUAUAUCCAUGAAGGCGAGACGGUCAAAGUUGGAGAAGCACGGUCCGGGAAACAUGUCACACUGAAAUCUAACCAGAAAGAAAUGCUGCUAAAAAUAUUUGCCUCGCCAAAGAGGGACCCCAAGUUUGUUGACGAGGAUGACACGGAAUACCUAGGUAAAGUUGUAGUGAAUCUUCCCGACAGCGAAGACAAAAUCAGAGUGGAAGUCAAAAUGAUGUUCGGGGAAACUGAACUAACUGUUGAAGCUAUAGAACUUUCUCAACAUACCAAAUAUAGAGCAUAUUUCGAUUUCCUAUAAGUAAACAUAAAUAUGAAUUGAAACCUGUUCUGGUUUAUGAACUAAUUCUUACAUAUUUAUAUACACUUUAUAUAAUUUGAAACAAUCUAAGGAUAUGAAAUUCUUGGAAGUGUUAACAUUGUAUUAUUAGGCGGAAGUUAAAUUAUGUAUAAUUUCAAUUUGCUAAUUUUGAGGAGAUGUUUGAUUAUAUGUGGGGGUCAUACAAAAAUCUGAUGUUAUUGUGAUACACUUUUAUAUGAUGAAUUAUACAUGUAUAUGAUAUAUAAAAUGAAGCAUGUUUGAAAGGUAUGAAUGCUGAUAACAAUUAAAUUUAACAAACCUAUGUUGAUAAUGUUGUUUUAUCUGUUAUAAGUUCGAUAAACAUUAUGAAUUUAUAAUUAAAUAUGUUUUUUUUGGAA